CUGCCUAGAUUCCACAUGUCCCCCACUGCCCCACUUGAAACUCUACCCUGGCAAGCAGGUCUGGGGAGGAACAAGGACAGUGAAGCUCCAACCUCAACCAUCUCUUUUGCAACCAUCUCUCUGGCCUCUGUGAUUUCAGCAGGCUCCCUUCACAUGGGGGAUGAGAUCCUAGAAAUCAAUGGGGAAAGUGUCACCAACCACUCUGUAGACCAGCUGCAGAAGAUGUUGAAAGAAACCAAGGGAACGGUCUCCUUAAAGGUCAUUCCCAACCAGCAGAGCCGCAUGUCUGCCCUCCAGAUGUUUGUACGAGCCCAAUUUGACUAUGACCCCAAGAAGGACAGUCUCAUCCCCUGCAAGGAAGCUGGGCUGAAGUUCCAAACAGGAGAUGUCAUUGAAAUCAUCAACAAAGAUGACAGCAACUGGUGGCAAGGCCGGGUGGAAAGCUCUGCAAGCGGAUCAGCAGGCCUCAUCCCCUCCCUGGAGCUGCAAGAAUGGCGUGUUGCAAGCAUGACCCAGAACAACCCCAGCCAAGCCCAGAGCUGCAGCCCUUUCGCGAAGAAGAAGAAAUGCAAAGACAAGUACUUGGCGAAGCACAGCUCCAUUUUUGAUCAGCUGGACGUGGUGUCUUAUGAGGAAGUGGUGAGGCUGCCGGCCUUCAAGCGGAAGACUCUGGUGCUUAUAGAGAGAGAGGAGGAAAUGCAUCCCGAGCCUGACUUCCUCCAACAUAUGUCAGACACCGGCCGAAGCCACAUUAAGAACACCUUGCUCAGCAAGAACCCCGAGAAGUUUGGAUAUCCUGUUCCUUACACCACCCGGCCCCAGAAGAAGAGUGAGGUGGAUGGGAAGGACUACCAUUUUGUCUCCACAGAGGAGAUGAUGAGAGGCAUCGCUGCCAACGAGUUCCUAGAGUUUGGGAGUUACCAGGGUAACAUGUUUGGCACUAAAUUCGAGACCGUGCACAAGAUUCACCAGCAGGACAAAAUUGCCAUCCUGGACAUUGAGCCACAGACGCUGAAGAUAAUCCACACAGCUGAGUUUUCCCCUUUCAUUGUGUUCAUUGCUCCCGCAGAGAAGGCUGACCAGUCAGAAGCUUUACAGCAGCUCCGGAAAGACUCUGCAGCAAUCCAGAGCAGAUAUGCCCACUACUCUGACUUGUUGCUGGUGAACAAUGGUGUGGAUGAGACCCUCGAGCAACUCCAGGAGGCUUUUGAGCAUGCGUGCAGCAGCAGCUCUGCCCAGUGGGUCCCGAUUUCCUGGGUGUACUGAGCUGGCCUGGUGAGGGUGGUAGUAGCCCCCAGCCCAUCUCCCCAAAACAGCAUGUCAAGGGCAAGACCAUUUCCCUGCCCUAUGCUUUGUUCUGUGCACAAUCCCUUUCUCCCUUCCCCAGGACAGACACUGCUCUGUUGCUGCCGGGGUGAGAGACCCAUUCUUCCCACUGCAAAGUCUGAGGGCAUCUGUUUGUGGCUUGCAUUUAUUGCCAGGUAGCCCACAUCCCUCCAGAUUUGGGGGCAGUGAGAAGGCAAGCAAGGAGGAUGGCCACUCCUAAUCCCCCAAACCAUAAAGAUAUCUCCAGAAGUGAGCACCUUCUGGUGUGCAAAGCCAUAAGCUGUGAAUAUUAUGAAGAAUAGGACUGUUCUGAAAUGGAACUGUUUAUCAUGUUCAGGUUUAUUUGAUUUACAGACAAAGGGAAAGUUUGGGGAAGCUUUUCCCAUUGCUUGUAAAGCAGUCUCUUUGCUCUUCCAGACACAGUACAAAGUGUGUUUUUUGUAUCUCUGUUCUAAGUUAAGCCAACAAAGUAUCACCCUCUAUUGCAAGGCUGCACAACUGUGGCCCUCCUGCUGUUUUUGGACUACAACUCCCCUCAUCCCUCAGGCCCAGGCCAGUGUUCUAUGUAACGGCAUCCCAGACAUUGACUGCAACUCCCAGCAUCCCCAGCCAAAGGCCAUUGCAGCUGGGGUUGAAGUCCAACAUGGGCAGGAGGACUAAAGUUGUGCAGCCCUGCUCUACUUCAAGUUACCUAAAUAGCAGAGUUUGUGCUAGGAGGUGCCUGGUUCCUUUGAUAGUGGCAAGAAUUUCAAGUUUUGGCUCCAAGAUAGAAGAGGCGACAACUGUGAAGGUCAUGCUCUUAGGAGCCAGAACAGAAGCAAUCAAGUUUGACCCCAGGGCAGACAAUGCAGGGAUGAAGUGACCCAUAAUUGGGAUCUCAGAGCUUGAGCCUUCAGUCUGUGCAUGCUGUAUCCUGUAGAGAGAGGUUCCUGGCAUAUUCUUACAAGCUAGAGUGGCUUUUUGUUAGAUGCAAGGAGACUGCCGCAUCUUUGCCUUUACCAAAAAUCCACACAUGGGGUGGUAUCCUUUCCUCCAUCUGCAAACUGUCCACUUCUCCCACAAGGUAGCUCUGUGUAACUGUCAGAGGGUGGAGGGAGAGUGUUAUUUUUGUGGAUGCCAAAAAGCAGCAGUGCAAAAGGGACCCACCAUCGAGUCCAUUACAGGGAAAACAAGCAGCAAUAAAGUCUGUUGAAAUAGUG
Molecule: messenger RNA, 2525 nt
Organism: Hemicordylus capensis (graceful crag lizard)
Lineage: Eukaryota; Metazoa; Chordata; Lepidosauria; Squamata; Cordylidae
Product: 55 kDa erythrocyte membrane protein-like
Exons: 11
Coding region: 16-1266 (416 amino acids)
Cellular component (GO): plasma membrane; cell-cell junction
Molecular function (GO): signaling receptor binding
Source: RefSeq, a predicted model, not a curated record